CUAGGCGGGAUUCCGCGGACUGUGGCUGGCGGUGGUGGAUUCCUCGGGCCGCAGGCUGGGUGCGGCGAGUUCACCGCCUCGGGCCCUCCGGGUUACCCUGAGCUCUUGAGACAAGUUAGUGUCGUUGUUAGGAACGGUUGACCCUGAACACAGGAGGGAGGGUAAACCUCUUAAAACGUGUGGGGUGCCAGCUGUGUGCACGCCCACAGAGCCAAAAAGGCGAGGUAGAGCACACCCGAGACCGUAGGGAGAUUCCAGCAUGCUGAUCCCAUUUUCAAUGAAGAAUUGCUUCCAGUUACUUUGUAACCACAAAGUCCCAGCAGCUGGCUUUAAAAACACAGUAAAGAAUGGACUUAUUUUACAGUCAGUUUCCAAUGAUGUUUAUCAAAAUCUGGCUGUAGAAGAUUGGAUCCAUGACCAUAUGAAUCUAGAAGGCAAGCCAGUUCUAUUCCUGUGGAGGAAUUCUCCCUCUGUUGUAGUUGGUAGGCAUCAGAAUCCUUGGCAAGAAUGCAACCUGAGUCUGAUGAGAGAAGAAGGUAUAAAACUGGCUCGGAGAAAAAGUGGUGGAGGAACAGUCUACCACGAUAUGGGUAAUAUCAACUUGACUUUCUUUACAACCAAAAGCAAAUACGAUAGAUUGGAAAAUCUGAAAUUAGUUGUGAGAGCCCUGAAGGCUGUCCAACCCAAGCUGGAUGUGCAGGCUACCAAGAGAUUUGACCUUUUACUUGAUGGACAAUUUAAAAUCUCAGGAACAGCUUCUAAGAUUGGCCGGACUACUGCUUAUCACCAUUGUACCUUAUUAUGUAAUACUGAUGGGACUUUCUUGUCUUCCUUGCUGAAGAGCCCUUACCAAGGGAUCAAGAGCAACGCCACUGCCAGCAUACCUUCCUUAGUAAAAAAUCUUUUGGAAAAAGAUCCCACUCUGACCUGUGAAGUACUAAUGAAUGCUAUUGCUUCAGAGUAUGCUGCUUAUCAUGAAAUUGAUAAUCAUAUUAACCUAAUAAACCCAACCAAUGAGACAAUGUUUCCUGGAAUAAAUAGCAAAGCCAAAGAUCUACAAACUUGGGAGUGGAUAUAUGGCAAAACUCCAAAGUUUAGUAUAAAUACUUCCUUCAAUUUGUUAUAUAAACAGUCAUAUUUGGAAAUUAAAGUAUUCAUAGACAUAAAGAAUGGAAGAAUUGAAACCUGUAAUAUUGAAGCACCUGAUUAUUGGUUGCCACUGGAAAUAUGUGACAAACUAAAUACAAGUUUUAUUGGCAAUAAGUUUUGUCCAAUUGAAACUACUAUGCUAACAAAUAUAUUACUUAGAACAUGUCCAGACGACCAUGAGCUACACAUGAUACCGUUUGUUUCUCGGGAGAGAGGAAGUCAUCAGGUGAAGAGUCUGAAGGGCCUCAAGUUCCAGAGAGUGGAUUUGACCAAGUAACACCUGGAACAGAUAAAAGAUGUUUUGCGGGUAGAUUCCACAGAACAUCCUGAAUGUUUUCACAUCCAGACAAGGGGAAGAAAGGAGUAAAAAUUAUUCCUAAAUUUCUUUGAGCAACUGGAUGGGUAAGAGUAAACCCAGUGAUUGGG
Messenger RNA from Tupaia belangeri chinensis (Chinese tree shrew), 1575 nucleotides. RefSeq names its product lipoyltransferase 1 (gene LIPT1). Gene Ontology annotation, cellular component: cytoplasm; mitochondrion. The record is from RefSeq and is a predicted model, not a curated record. Gene Ontology annotation, molecular function: lipoyltransferase activity. Gene Ontology annotation, biological process: protein lipoylation. The transcript has 3 exons. The coding region runs from base 260 to 1426 and encodes 388 amino acids. NCBI's taxonomy places the organism in Eukaryota, Metazoa, Chordata, Mammalia, Scandentia, Tupaiidae.